Polyodon spathula (Mississippi paddlefish) is the source of this 1032-nucleotide messenger RNA. Its product is annotated as calcyphosin-like protein. The transcript is spliced from 5 exons. The record is from RefSeq and is a predicted model, not a curated record. NCBI's taxonomy places the organism in Eukaryota, Metazoa, Chordata, Actinopteri, Acipenseriformes, Polyodontidae. The coding region runs from base 86 to 715 and encodes 209 amino acids. Gene Ontology annotation, molecular function: calcium ion binding.
GGGCCCUCUGCUACCUCUGCAGGUUGUAGGAGUUUGGGACGAAGCGUCUGUGGUUGCACUGUUCAGGUUGCAAAAGAGGACCAUAAUGGCUGGUACAGCAAGACACGACCGAGAAAUGUCUGUAAAUGCCAAAAAGCAACUCUCACAAUGCUCAGACCCUAUCGAGAAACUACGACUGCAGUGCUUAGCACGAGGAUCAUCGGGCAUCAAAGGACUUGGCAGGACUUUCAAGAUAAUGGAUGAUGAUAACAACAGAUCACUUGAUUUCAAAGAGUUCCUGAAAGGGUUAAAUGAUUAUGGAGUGAUGAUAGAGAAGGAAGAUGCAAUGGAACUUUUCAGAAAGUUUGACAGAGAUGGAAGUGGAACGAUAGACUUUGAUGAAUUCCUCGUUACGUUGAGGCCACCCAUGUCCAAUACAAGAAAAGAAGUCAUCAUGCAAGCUUUUCGAAAACUUGACAAGACGGGUGAUGGGGUGAUAACGAUUGAAGACCUGCGAGGAGUUUACAAUGCAAAGUAUCACCCCAAAUAUCAAAAUGGAGAGUGGACAGAGGAUCAGGUUUUCAGGACUUUCCUUGAUAGCUUUGAUUCUCCUUAUGAUAAAGACGGAAAGGUUACUAAAGAGGAGUUCCUAAACUACUAUGCUGGAGUCAGCGCCUCAGUUGACACUGAUAUCUACUUUGUCAUCAUGAUGAAAAAUGCCUGGAAACUAAACUAAUAUGCAACAUGUGCACUUUAGGGUAACUAACCUCCAUCCAGCCACCUGCUUUCAAGAAUAUAAACACUACAGCACUAGUUGCAUGCGUGUGAGAUUCCUUCCUAAUUCACAGAGACUGAUGUCUUGUGAUUCAACACAAAACUUUGCAGUUGUUUUCUUCUUUGUUGGAAAGAAGUAGGACUAACAUAUGAGUGUAUUACUAACCAAACGUAGAAUCUUUUUCUGAAUUAUUCAUUAAUCCAAUAAUCAAUAGUCCUCAUUUAUAACACUGCUGAUAUUAGUAGGUUUUCUUCUGAAUUUAGGAGGCAGUAAUCCCA